CGGCCGCCAAGACAGCCGAACAGUGGCAAGUGUUUUGGCGGAAGGAAGUAUUUCUUUCCCGCCGAGAUGCCGCCGCAGCUUCCGCAAGUCAAAGCGGCACGGGUGGAGGCCGUCUGCCCGGCCUUCGUGGCCGUGUCAUCGCCUUAGUGGGCACCUCCACGGUGACCGGAGUGUGCGAGCCCUUCUACCAACCGCUCGACGAGCCCGCCAUGGAGGUGACCGUGAAAACGCAAUCUGUGGGCACCACCGCUGGAACAAGCGGCCUUUCACGUGAAGGAGCACUGCAGCAGCCAGGAGUGGUCCCUGUUGAGCCACUGCCCCGAAGCCCUCCAGCCACUGCACAGCCUGCAGCUGGCCCUGGCGGAGUGAGAACCAGCUACCAACCCCGGGUGCAGCGCCGGUCUCGAGGCCCUCGUCGGGUAUCCCACCGGGAGGCCUUGGUUGAACGGCUCGCGGACGACUACGCCAGAACCGUCGCACAGAACGACGAGACAAACGAAGUGCGUGUGCCCUUGCCUGCUUUAUAUGGUGGAGUGUAAUAGAAUGACAGUAGACAGGUGUAACAUUUUUUUAGCAAUUUGAUGAGCUGCACAGGUCACUAACUCACAUACAU
Molecule: messenger RNA, 613 nt
Organism: Dermacentor andersoni
Lineage: Eukaryota; Metazoa; Arthropoda; Arachnida; Ixodida; Ixodidae
Source: RefSeq, a predicted model, not a curated record